UUUUCCAUUUUCCAAAUUCAUCCUUUCUUCAAUAUGGUAUCAGAGCAUUAACUUAUGCUUCCUUCUUGCAGUUUCUAAUUGCAAAAUCGAUCGGCAAUGGCUACAGAAAAUAUGGAUCUUUCUGUUCAUAAUUCUUCUUCGUCAUCAUCAGCCAACAGUUUCGCAGUUGAUGUUGGAUUGAAUCAGUAUUUUCUCCCUGGAUAUAAGCCUAAGCAGGGAACUGGAGAAACGAACAAUCAGACCUUAAAUCCCACUCAAUAUCAAUGCUUGAUGAAUAUGCUGAACACUCAUCUCACUGCUGCUAAGAUUGAAACACGACAGGCAUCUAGGUCUGAUCAUAUGACAGGUACAUGUCUCUAUUUAUUUCAAUCAAACGAUCAGUUCACCUACAAUUUGGGUGAUUGAUUCCGGAGUGACAAGCCAUAUUUGUUCAAACCAAUAUGCGUUUAACACUUUGAGAC
This is a messenger RNA of Olea europaea var. sylvestris, 461 nucleotides long. RefSeq lists its product as uncharacterized. NCBI's taxonomy places the organism in Eukaryota, Viridiplantae, Streptophyta, Magnoliopsida, Lamiales, Oleaceae. The record is from RefSeq and is a predicted model, not a curated record. Bases 97 to 405 code for a protein of 102 amino acids. The transcript has 2 exons.